AUGGAUUUUAAGGAGGUUAAUGCCAAUAAACAAUACAGAAAAAAUCACUUUGAAAAAGAGAUUAGAGAUAAGGCAAGGAAAUAAUUAGAAUAGGAGGACGUGGAAUAAACAAAAAAUAAUUUAAGAAAAAAAAUUAAAUCACUUGAAGAUGUACAUAGAAGAGACAGAUCUGGCAAUAAAAAUUUGAGUAAUUUUCAAGGGAAUGGUGGAAAAUUCAAUAAUUGGGGUAAUGAUAGAGCAAUCAAUAAAGUAUUAAAGAGAAAAGAUAGACAAAAAAUAAAUGAUUAAAUCUGA
Molecule: messenger RNA, 294 nt
Organism: Paramecium primaurelia
Lineage: Eukaryota; Ciliophora; Oligohymenophorea; Peniculida; Parameciidae
Source: the annotation of a GenBank genome assembly